Syngnathoides biaculeatus (alligator pipefish) is the source of this 3702-nucleotide messenger RNA. It is a transcript of the gene slco2b1, whose product is annotated as solute carrier organic anion transporter family, member 2B1. The record is from RefSeq and is a predicted model, not a curated record. The coding region runs from base 614 to 2539 and encodes 641 amino acids. Gene Ontology annotation, molecular function: protein binding; bile acid transmembrane transporter activity. The transcript is spliced from 16 exons. Gene Ontology annotation, biological process: transmembrane transport; bile acid and bile salt transport; sodium-independent organic anion transport. Gene Ontology annotation, cellular component: membrane. NCBI's taxonomy places the organism in Eukaryota, Metazoa, Chordata, Actinopteri, Syngnathiformes, Syngnathidae.
AUCACAAGCCACGCAAGUUGAUCUCCCAAUAACUCGUCGCUACGCUGCCUGACUUGAGGUGCUCUGCAUCACGGCAUGUUUACAUAACCUUCCAAAUAUCAUUUCAUAAAACUAUUUAAUGAUACAAAAGGAAAUAAAGCAAACAGUACAGUACAGUGUACAGUAAUGAGGUUUUUUUUGUUUUGUAUGUGAUGACCUUGACUCUUUUGGAUGAGCGGUGUCACUUUGGAUGCUUUCAUCUGGCGCCUCCGGCAGGUCACGACGGAGCUUGCAGAGUCCUCAGCGUUUCUGCAGGCUUCGAGGUUCAAAUUCCAAAUGGCUCCUCCCCCCCCCCCACCUCCUCCUCGGCCCUCCUUCCAAAUCUCCUGGUCUUCCUCUUGUCUUUACGGAAACAAGCUGCUGCUCUUCAUCACCACCACCACCACCGUCGUCAUCACCGCUACAAUGGAGCAACAGUGCAUGUUGACAUUGCACCGCUGAUGAGCUGGGUCUUUCCUUCCUGCCUCCCUAAUAUGUGCCACGUUUUAUUGUGGUGCAAAUCAGCAUUCAUGUAAAGAUCGUGUGAGGUGUGAAGAUCUCGUAACGUCGGACCUCCUUUUUGCUCCUUAGCGUUAUGGAGGCGAAAGUGAGGAGCAGGAGCGUCUUCAGCAGCGUCAAGGUGUUCGUGGCGUGUCAGAGUGUGCUGCAGUUGUCACAGCUCCUGGUGUCGGGCUACAUGAAGAGCUCCAUCUCCACCAUCGAGCGGCGUUACGGUCUCUCCAGUCAGAAGUCGGGCCUGCUGGCCGCCUUCAACGAGGUGGGCAACACGGUGCUGAUCGUGUUCGUCAGCUUCCUCGGGAGUCGUGUUCACCGCCCUCGCAUGAUUGGCUUUGGCGCUCUGCUCGCGUGUUUGGCCUCGCUGCUGAUGGCGCUGCCGCACUUCCUGAGCGGGCCGUACCGCUACGACAACCAGCGGUACCGGAAUGGCGACUCCAGCUGGAACAGCUCCGGCCUCUGCUACGUCCAAAGCGUUCACCUCGCCAACUCCACCGCUCCGUCAUCCAAUCAGAGCUGCAGCGAGCAGGAAAGCUCCACCCACGACGGUAUCUACACUCUGCUGCUAUUUGCUCAGCUGCUGCUGGGCGUGGGCUCUGUGCCCAUGCACCCUUUUGGCAUCUCUUACAUUGACGACCAUGCCAGCAAGAAGAACUCUCCGCUCUACCUGGGCAUCCUAUUGGCCGUCACCGCCAUUGGACCCGCCUUUGGUUUCCUCAGCGGGGCAUUUCUGUUGCGACUCUACGUCGACUUUGACAAAAUAUCUGCAGAUGAGGUGGAACUGGAUCGCAAAGACCUGCGCUGGGUUGGCGCCUGGUGGCUCGGCUUCCUGGUGGCGUCCUGUCUUCUCUUCAUGGCCGCCUUGCCAUACUUCUUCUUCCCCAGGGACAUCCCCCCGGAGGAUGAGUCGCAAGCAGACAAAAAGCAACAGCAGCUGGAUACUUUCCAGGAAGUCAGCCUUGUUCACUUCCUUAAAAGUUUUCCAAGCAUGUUGUGUCGGACCCUGCGGCGUCCCGUCUACCUCCUGGUGGUCCUGGCGCAGGUCAACCUGGCCGCCAUGGUGUCCGGCCUCGCCACCUUCACGGCCAAGUUCAUUGAGAAACAAUUCAGCCAGACGGCGGACUUCUCUGCCGUCAUGAUUGGUGGCCUGUGCAUCCCUCUGGGUGUGCUCGGCACCAUGCUCGGCGGAGUCCUGAUGCGGCGCUGGACUCUUGGUGUCACAGGCGCCAGCAAGUUCUGCACCACCGCCAUCUUGCUCAGCCUUCUCUGUGCUUUCCCUCUCGUCCUCAUGGGCUGCCCCACGCAAAAGAUCGACGGGGUCUUCCCGCCUCGGAGUACGGCACCAUGGUGCAGCUCGGCAUGUCAAUGUGUCCCGGAAUCGUUUAAUCCGGUGUGCGGUUCUGACGGUGUCGAGUUCACGUCUCCGUGUCGUGCCGGCUGUGUCUCUGUGGAAAUGUACAGCGCCAAAAAAGUCAUCAACUUCACAGAGUGUCGGUGCGUGGGCGAGGCCGGUGGCUCGGCAACACCCGGAACCUGCGGGAGUGGGUGCGGCCGCUUCCUGUUGCCUUUUGUUGUCCUGAUGGCCGCCAGCUGUCUCAUCGCGUCCUUGUGCCAGACGCCGUCCUUUGUCAUCAUCCUCAGGACGGUGUCAGCGCAAGAAAAGUCGUUGGCAGUGGGCGUCCAAUAUAUGGUCUUCAGGGUCCUCGCCUUCAUGCCCUGCCCGGUCCUCUACGGCGCCGUCAUCGACACCACGUGCGUCCUGUGGGACAGGAAGUGCGGCAAGCAGACUUCCUGUCUCUACUACGACUUGGACCGCUUCAGACACAGGUUUUUGGGUGUCCAGGGGGUCUUCCUCUGCGGGGGUCUGCUGUGCUUCUUCUUGACCGUGCAGGUGCUGCACAUGAGGAGGGAGGGGCUUGCGCCCCCGGAGGUUCCAAAUCAGAACGUCUAUGAGCUGGUGGACGAGCACAGCAAGGGUCGGGAAGCGAUCCCACCCCAGACCUGAGGAGGCUCAAGAGAACACUGGGGAAAGACCUUUGACCCUUUAUUCCACAGCAUUGCUAUCCAGUGUAAGGUCCCAUACCAUACCCAAACCCCAACCUUAAGAUGGAUAUCAAAGAUAUGGAAUAAAUGCUUAAAAGGCUGAGCAAAGGACAGGAUGCUGAGACAGAUUUGACUUUUUGGGUCCACUUCCGCUUCGUUACGCGCGACAAGCGCAAUUCCUCUUACGUCCACAAGGGAAAGUCACGUCACUGUUGUACAACCUGGCAGUUUCCUUGCACUCUGCGAAAAUAUGCGAUGAUGUAGCGCAGUUUCCAUGCCGCCAUCUUGUGUCCAAAGUUCCUUCCUACCUGGUAUUAAUGUGCACAUGGUCAUGUGUCUGGCAGAUGUGUGUGCGUUUGUCUGUGUUCUCGCGUUUGCGCGCCUGUGGUUGUGUCUGCACAUGUGUGUUUUUGUUGGUUUGUGUGUCUGUGGUCUACUCCUUGUGUGUGUGUGUCUAUGUGAGUGACUCGGUUUAUGUCUACACGGGUGUCUGUGGUUGUGUGUGAGCAGACGAGUGUGCUUUUGUGAUUGUUUGUGCAUGUGUGCGUUUGUGUGCAUCACUGGGUGUGUGCAUGUGUGUGUGUGUGCGUGUCUUUGCAGAUGUUUCCGCACUAAUGUUUAGCCUCUAAACCCUUUCUUUGUUCUCUUUGUCUUAUAAUUUUGCCGAUGUGGUUUCUGUGUGUGUGUUAAGACAAAUGUUCUUUUCUUUCUUUUUUGUUCUUUUUGAGUUUUCCCCGACGGGUUGAAUUAAGAAGGAGACUAGGAAAUGUUUUCUUUUUUUCCUUCCAACACUGGACAAACCUCAGGAAUUUGAUGACAAAAUCAAAACCACAUGGUAAACACACGCACACACUCAUAUUGUGAACUCAUAUGUGGAAUGUGAGUGUAUGAUAUGAUCCACAUGGGAAGAUUGUAUGGACGAACGCGAGUGUCAAACUAUUUUCACGUUGCCGUUUUCCCGUUGUUGAAAUGUGCUAGGGGUCAAAGAUGACUAAAAAAAAAAGUCCUCAGUGGGGAAGAGAUGUGAAAAUUCGAUGCGAACAUUUUGUUUCAUGAUCAUGUUUAUUUUGCCACGUCACACAAAUGUAACAACACUGUGACAAGUGACAAUGUUUGUGAUAAAAA